GUGUACGAGUGUGUGCCUCACGGAUACUGAGCUCGCGCGAUCGAGCGAAUUUUCUCCAGUCAGAGUCGCACCUGACUAACUAUAACGAGGACUUGUGUGUGUUUUAGAGUAGAUUUUCGCAAUAAUACACAGAGCCAUGCACGUUUCCUUUUCUCGCGAAUAAGUUAAACACGCUGUAAUAAAAUGUGAGAGGUCUCCUUUAUCGUGGCUAUCCAUGCGGAUCAGAAGACGGAACUGUUGACGAAAUUGUCUGUUGAUUGAAAAAAAGUGGGUGGAAAUUGAAAGAAGAUGAGCAAGAAAAGUUUAAUCGAAGAGAAACUCUGUCGAUUAAUUCCUCCUGUACCUGCUGUUCAAUUUCACGAUAGAUAUUUCUCUUUAACUGCGUUUUGUCCUUAUCGUAUCAUCCGUCAUGAAACGAAUAUAUAAAGUCGCGAAGGAGAGGGGGGUGCAGACAGUGCAAUCAGAAGGAGCGUCUGUUCUUUUUCGCCACUUUUCACGUUCUGCACUUUGUGUCUUCUUGCCUCUCUUUUCAAAGCCUGAAUAUAUGUAUAUCGCGUUGUUUCGUUUUCCGAGAUCUGAAAGCGAAGCGUGGAGUACACAGAAAUAGAUUCUCACGCUAUUUGCAAGAUAUGUCUGACCCUACGGGUGAUCAUGUAGAUGCGUUGGAAGAAGAAUUGGAAGUGGAGUCUAACUAUAAGCCUCCACCGGAGAAGACUAUUGAACAGAUCCUUGAAACGGACAAGGAAGAUGAGAGUCUACGAAAGUAUAAAGAAACGCUUCUGGGAGAAGCAAAGGCUGGUGGUAUCGUAGUAGAUCCUAGUGAUCCUAGACAAGUAAUAGUAAAGAAAUUGGCCCUCUGUGUUGCCGAUCGACCUGAUAUGGAAUUAGAUUUGACUGGUGAUUUGGCACAGCUGAAAAAACAAACUUUUGUCAUCAAAGAAGGUGUAAGCUACAGAAUUAGGAUUGAUUUUAUCGUGCAACGCGAGAUUGUGCACGGGCUGAAAUAUGUACAGAAGACUUAUCGUCUCGGUGUACCUGGAGUCACGGUGGACAAAAUGACGCAUAUGGUAGGAUCAUAUCCCCCCAAAACGGAACUUCAGUCUUACACUACCCCAGCUGAGGACGCGCCAGCUGGCGUGAUGGCACGAGGCUCCUAUAGCGUUAGUUCUCUCUUUACGGAUGACGAUAAGCACGAACAUCUCAAGUGGGAAUGGGCGUUUGAGAUUAAAAAAGACUGGAAAGAAUAAGUCGUUUUCAUACAGAAAGGGAUCGAUGACAAGCAUACAACUUAUAGGUAGUCUUACCCCACACUUUCUGCGAGUAAUAAUUAAAGAAACAAAAUGCCAAAACGGAUGGAUUCUUAAUGUUCUUUAAUUGCACUCGGCGUCGCGUUGCCAUAUAUAUAACAUUUAAUUAAUUAAUUAUAUAUUUUAAGUAAAAACACAGAAAAAGAAUGUAUAAUCGGUAUUAAUUAAGAGCUUUCCUCGAUUGGACAUUCGAUCAUAAAAGUAGUAUACUCGACAGUUGCGAGGUACACACAUACAGAACACACACACAUAUUAAUCAUUGAUACUAGCAGACAACGAUUGUUCAAGUGAUGUGACAAAUCAAGAUUUCCGCGUUAUUACAUCAACAUUAAAACGAGUAAAAUUUACAAUGAACAUUACAUACAGUCGAUCACCCACUAUUACUAAACCACUGUUACUGUCAGUUGCGUGACUCGCCUGUGGACGAGCUGGAGCGGCAAGGGGAAUUAAAAAGGUGUGGCUCUUGAAAAUCGCCCCGUUUCUACAAAUAAUUCCGAGUACUGAUUUAUAGUGAUGGAGAGAUUGGCAAAAUCUCGGCAUAAAUGUGAAUCUCGCGAGAAAUUCAUUGAAUAUACAUAAAACCUAUUAAUAUUAGGAAAUGUUUUUUUAUUAGGUCACAAUUCUUUUCACAAACAACUUGACUGAAAUAAUAUACGUACGAAUGUACGCGUUUACGUGUGAAAUCAAUCGUUUCUUUUUUUUUUUUAAUGAUUCUAACAAAAGAACGGUAGUUCUUUUAUUAUGAAUUGGCCGCGUACAAUUUUCCAUAAUUGCUGAAUGAUGUUCUAUUGUCUUUUAUUUGCAUUCUUAUCGCGUUAUAAUCGAUCGUUACAGAUAACAUUACAGAUAACGAUGAUUGAUUCAUUAUAAUAGACGAAAAUGCAAUUUUUCUAUAACCAAGGCUCUCAAGUCAAGAUAACGUAUGAUUCACUAACAACAGUAGUUGCGAGUAUCUCGAAAAAUUCAAUAAAAGUAACCGAUUAUGCUAUUCUUUGUUUAUUAUAUUUUUAGUGAUCCGUUUGCGCUAUUUAACCAAGCAAAUUUUUAAUUCUAUUCUGCGGCGGACGACAAUUACUUUUAAUUUAGUCCCACUUGUCUGUCGGAGCUUUGCGUGCAAUGUAUCGAUAUUGUAGUUACGAUCAAGAUGUUUUGUACAGUGUAACUCUUCCGAGUACGAAGCCUACACACACACACACACACACACACACACUUGAAAAUAUCUCUCGGAGAUUGAAGAUGUAAGAAACAUAUAAAAUCAAAUUUAUGAAAUCGCAGAAAAAAAUGAAGAGUUUAAAAAUGAAUGUAAUUAUUUUCUUGCGCGAUCUAUUCCUAUAGGUUACAAAAGUCGUUAAUAUUUCUUGGGUGUGCAAUAAACAACGCGUUCUAUAGUUCUGCAGGAAAAGAAAUAUCAGGGUUUGUGUGACUGAACUUUGAAAAAAAUGGUCUUGAAAUCGCAAAUAAGAGUAUGUGUAAAUUGUUCUCUACAUUUUUGUUAUUCAUUAUUGAAGCGUUCGAGAAAGAAAGAUUUAGGCGUUCUUUUUCUAGUGUUUUUCAGAAACGGAGCUUCUGGUAUAGGCUUUAUUACUUUAGUAUUUUUUUUUCCAGCUCGCGGAAAUUAUUAUCGUAACGCGUUAACUUCCACGCAUUUGAUCCCUCGUGAGAGAAUAUGUCGUAGCGAAUGCUUGUGUUUGAGUCCAAGUAAUUAGUCCAGGUGUCUCGAUUCACCCAAUCCGCACAUCACCUAAUAAGAGAAGUAAUAUGUGUAAAAAUGUGUAUAUCGUAUGGUUUAUGCCAUAUGUUAAAGCCUAUGGGGUACUGUCAUAUACCGACCAAUCGUAUAGGCUAGGAUUGCCGCGCAUUUGUACGAUAACGAGCGACGAGGAGCAGAAUAUAAGAAUAGAAUGUUUUGUACCUUUACUACGAGCUUCACGAAGACACAAGUAGAUUGAAAGAAUAGUUACCUCAUAAAAAGCGAUUAAAGUAUACAUGCGUUAAGCAUAUACAUGCAGGUAGAAUCGUUUCGUUCAUAAAAAUCAUAUUUUUCCUCAAAGGCAUACAAUUACGUCUAGCAUCUCUUCUUGUCUCGUCUAACACAACACUGACUUUUCUUCAUCGUUCCUUUUUUGUACAUUCAUUCUCGUAAGCGGAGAGAGUCGGAUUAAUUAAGCUUAGAAUUUGUGUGUACCUCAUUGUACUUUGUAUAUCACGUGUACCCAUUUGUAUUAUGUGACACAUGCGCACGCAUACACACACAUCCGUAUACAUAUAUUGUAUCGGCGAAUACAAUUACAAUAGUAUAGGGGAAAUAUACAACUUACACGAAAAAUAUAACAUUUGUCUCUAUA
Dinoponera quadriceps is the source of this 3652-nucleotide messenger RNA. It is a transcript of the gene RhoGDI, whose product is annotated as rho GDP-dissociation inhibitor 2. Gene Ontology annotation, cellular component: membrane; cytosol; cytoplasm. The record is from RefSeq and is a predicted model, not a curated record. Lineage: Eukaryota; Metazoa; Arthropoda; Insecta; Hymenoptera; Formicidae. The coding region runs from base 630 to 1247 and encodes 205 amino acids. The transcript has 5 exons. Gene Ontology annotation, molecular function: Rho GDP-dissociation inhibitor activity; protein binding. Gene Ontology annotation, biological process: Rho protein signal transduction.